Molecule: messenger RNA, 1047 nt
Organism: Vanessa tameamea
Lineage: Eukaryota; Metazoa; Arthropoda; Insecta; Lepidoptera; Nymphalidae
Exons: 2
Coding region: 1-1047 (348 amino acids)
Source: RefSeq, a predicted model, not a curated record
AUGAUAGAAAUUAAUGAGAUGGAAGAGAAAUUGGUAGAUGAAUGUUGGAAUGAGAUGGCCAGGCACAUAAGGAAGGUCGCAAAAGACGUGUUUGGAGAGUCGAAAGGAAAAGGUCUGAUAGAUAGGGAUACAUGGUGGUGGAAUGAAGAAGUGCAAAAUGUACUGAGAGAGAAGAAAGUGGCAUUUAAAGAAUGGCAGGUUGUAAAAAAUGUGAACACAAGUUUAAAAGAUGAAAAAAAGGAAGUUUACAAGGAAUUUAAGAGGAGAGCAAAGAAGGCGGUAGCAGUGGCCAGAGCCAAGGUACAAGAGAAUUUGUACAACUCACUGAACAGCCCUAGAGGCCAGAAGGAACUCUACCGAAUUACGAAAGAGAGAGAAAGACGAUCGAGAGAUAUACCACAUAUCAAAUGUAUGAAAAAUGAGGCUGGUAAGGUGUUAUGUAGAGAUGAGGAAAUAAAAGAGCGAUGGAAGAUUUAUUUUGAAAAGCUUAUGAAUGAAGAAAAUGACUGGAAUGGUAUUCUCCAAGAGGCACAACAACUCAAAAGCAUGAAAAAUGGGAAGGCUUUGGGUCCAGAUGACAUACCAGUUGAAGUAUGGAAGGUGUUAAAGACUGACGGAUAUAUGUGGUUGACUUUAUUCUUCAAUAAGUUGUUGCAUGAAGAAACUAUCCCUCAAGAAUGGUGCAGUAGUUCGCUAGUGCCCAUCUUCAAAAAUAAAGGGGAUGUACAGGAUUGCAACAACUAUAGAGGGAUAAAGCUCAUGUCACAUACUAUGAAAGUAUGGGAGAAGGUAAUAGAGAGAAGAUUGCGAGAAGAGAGUGAAAUUACCCAAAUUCAGUUGGGGUUUAUGUCAGGUCGAGGGACAAUGGACGCUAUUUUUGCACUCCGCCAAUUGUGCGAGAAGUACAGACGUGCUCACAAGAACCUGCACAUGGUGUUCAUUGAUCUCGAGAAAGCCUAUGAUAGGGUGCCUCGUGAAGUGUUAUGGUGGGCAUUGAAAGAGAAAGGUUUGCCUGGGAAGUAUGUGGAGUUAGUUCGUGCUAUGUAA